Messenger RNA from Penicillium brevicompactum, 1626 nucleotides. RefSeq lists its product as uncharacterized. The record is from RefSeq and is a predicted model, not a curated record. Gene Ontology annotation, molecular function: transmembrane transporter activity. Gene Ontology annotation, biological process: transmembrane transport. The transcript is spliced from 5 exons. Gene Ontology annotation, cellular component: membrane. Bases 1 to 1626 code for a protein of 541 amino acids. NCBI's taxonomy places the organism in Eukaryota, Fungi, Ascomycota, Eurotiomycetes, Eurotiales, Aspergillaceae.
AUGGAAGACCAUGAGAUGCACCCCUUGAAAGGCGGGAAUGGAACUAUCAGACAGACUGCACCCGAUCAAGUCGCCAAUGUCUCAAUUGCCUAUGGCAACCCGAGUAAGAGUGGUUCCACAGAUCAGGCAAAACCUAAGGUACGUAUCGAGGACCAUCUGAAAGGUGAAACUGACCACAUACAGCGACUUUUCAAUUUCACUCAAAUUUUCUUCUUCUCACUUACUUAUCUGUCGAGCUGGGAAACCCAGGCACUUAACCUGAGCGCCGUCCUCACAAAUGGGGGCCCCGAAGCUCUGGCCUGGGGGAUCGUGAUUGUGGUGUGCGGCGCAAUGGCUCAAUCGGCGUCGCUGGCCGAGAUGGCCUCUAUGCAGCCAAUUGCUGGCGCCCAAUACCACUGGACAAAUUACUUGGCACCAUCUAGUCAGAAGAAAUUUAUCACUUGGAUGCAAGGGUGGAUCACUUGGUUUGCAUGGAUUUCUACCCUAGCUGGCGUGGCCAACACUACUGCGACUAUGAUACAAGGACUUGCAAGCGUGAACUACCCAGACUAUGAGCCAAAGCAAUGGCACCUCACCCUGAUUAUCUUUGGGAUGCUUACCGUUGAGGCGCUGAUGAACAUGUACACCUUUUGGCUCAUUCCUUGGAUUGAGAUGCUGGCAGGAAUCUUGCACAUAUGCCUGCUAAUUGUCUUCCUAUUGGUCUUUGCAUGUCUAGCACCUCGACAUACACCAGAGUUUGUGUUUCUACGGACUCAGAGUAGCUCUGGUUGGAGUACUUUCCCUGCAUGGAACAUUGGGUUAUUAACUCCUGUAUGGGGGUUUGUUGGCUUCGAUGGCGCUGUACAUAUGAGCGAGGAAGUACGACGAGCAAAGCAAGCCGUUCCACGAUCGAUCUUCUACACCGUCGUCACAAAUGGCAUUCUGGCAUACGCGAUGGUGGUCUGUAUGCUAUUCACAAUGGGCUCGAUGGAAGAAGCGCAGAAGUCAGGCUUCCCUAUUAUCGAGAUAUGCCGACAAGCAACCGGAUCUGUCAAAGCCGCAACAGCAAUGGUGAGCGGCCUACUGGUCAUCUCGCUGUCAGUCAAUCUCGCAAGUAUUGCGUCUGUCUCACGAUUGACGUGGGCAUGGGCUCGCGAUGGAGCCUUGCCCCAGUGGUUUGCAUAUAUCGACCGAAAGCACAACGUUCCUAUACGAGCUGUCUGGCUCCCGGUUAUUGUGGUCAUGAUUCUCGCAUGCUUGAACAUCGCAAGCUCGGCGGCAUUCGGGGCCUUUGUUGCCCUUGGGUCCAUUGGCCUUUUUGUUUCUUACUUUAUCGCCAUUGCCUGCAUGGUGCAUAAUCGCUUUCAAGUCAAUACCGCACCUCUGGGAAAUUGGAAUAUGGGGCGCUUGGGUCUUCCAGUCAAUGUCUUUGCCAUGGUGUACACUGCCUGGGUCACCGUAUGGCUAGCAUUCCCAUCUACUUUACCAGUGACUGGUCCUACUAUGAACUAUGCAGCGCCUAUAUUUGGUGCAACUACUUUGUUUGCUCUUGGAUAUUGGUUCGUCAAAGGACGUCUUCGUUGGGAAGGAUUAAACAAAGAAAUCGUUCGGUUGGUGAUCGAAGGCGGAGAGCUUCAGUUGAAAUGA